UAUUUCUACUAAUUAAGAAUUUAGAAAAUGAGCGAUGUAGGUCACAAAUUCAUAUAUGUGAAAGCAUUAAGAUUGAUAUUAAUAUUUUCUAAUAAUGAACAAGUUUACGAAUUUUUGCUGUAAAAAAGUAAUUUUAAUAAAUUCUGAUAUAAUAUCGAAAAAAAACACACGAGGUGAUUUAGAAAAAAAAAACCAUAAGAAACAGAAUAUUCACAAAGAAGUAAUUUCAACAAAAUCAUUCAGGGCCUUAUCAACAGAUAAUGCUUAUAAAAUUUCCUUACAUUUUUAGAUAAGUUCUCCACACUGACUGAUGACGAGGUGUACGUGUUAUUCUGUUUUCUGUGUUCUGACUCCGGUCCUCCUGACUUCACUGACACAGAGUGGCUGGACUUACUUAAUGAGAUACGACAGAGAGUGUACCGUAAUAAGAAUCCUGUAACACGUGAGGAAGCACAGCAGACUCUGGACAGACUGAAGUUACGUGAUUACCUUUGGGAAAAUCAGGACAAGAUAACGGAGGACACAAAGGAUGAGACAAUGUAUAGGAUAGCAUCAAUAAAACGUGAUAUACCAUUCAUUUACAGUAGUUAUGACACAGCCAGUAUGUAUCUGAGAUCAUACAGAUACAACAGAAAACCUGGAGAGAAGUGUGUCAGUGAACUUGGCUGGGAUCACUUACUGAUACUCCGUCUACAGAUGAACAUACUGACUCACGUCACCAUGGAGGACAUGAGUAUAUAUAAUAUGAUACCCCAUUUUUUUAAUGUUUCAAAUAACAUCCUAAAGGACAAUAAAGAUAAAAAAGCAAAAUUAUUAACGGAUCUAAGAAAAGAAGGGGAAGUCGUACAUUACAGAGGAAGAUCACAGGACAGUGUAGAUCACGUGACGUGGCUCUGGAGAUACAAGAACUGGGCUAGACCUGACAUCGUGAGAUCCUGUAUAGGUUUACAUCCACACUGGGACAUUUACAUCAUCGACAACAAAGCUUACAAGAAAACAAGUAAAAACAUUAGAUAUUAAGUUUUAUGUUGGUUUAUAACGUGCCAUUUCUUUACCACUAGAUAAAUUUAUGCUGGUGUCCCUAUUCAUGAAUUUGACUUGAGAACAGGCUCAAUACAUGAAUCUAACCCCUCCCUCCUCCCA
Molecule: messenger RNA, 1143 nt
Organism: Saccostrea cuccullata (small rock oyster)
Lineage: Eukaryota; Metazoa; Mollusca; Bivalvia; Ostreida; Ostreidae
Exons: 2
Coding region: 538-1020 (160 amino acids)
Source: RefSeq, a predicted model, not a curated record